Messenger RNA from Talaromyces stipitatus ATCC 10500, 1392 nucleotides. RefSeq names its product fungal specific transcription factor, putative. The transcript has 2 exons. The coding region runs from base 1 to 1392 and encodes 463 amino acids. Gene Ontology annotation, molecular function: zinc ion binding; DNA-binding transcription factor activity, RNA polymerase II-specific; DNA binding. Gene Ontology annotation, biological process: regulation of DNA-templated transcription; DNA-templated transcription. NCBI's taxonomy places the organism in Eukaryota, Fungi, Ascomycota, Eurotiomycetes, Eurotiales, Trichocomaceae. The record is from RefSeq and is a predicted model, not a curated record.
AUGCCACCUAAGGUACUAGGAGUCGGUCCAUCAUGCAACGAAUGUCGCCGUCGGAAAAUAAAAUGUGACCGCUCUAUUCCGUGUUCAUAUUGUGUCAAGACUGGAAUUCAUUGCAUCUAUCCAGAAUCCGCUCUUGAGACUGGCGGCCAUGAGGAUCUGCAAGACCGUAUACAGGGCAUUGAACUCAGGCUACAAUCAUUGGAGGGGGGCAUAUCGGAAAUCAAGCAAUUGUUGCAAAUGAGUCUCGCAAGGCAGCAUGAACAACGAGAUCUCGUGAAGGCAUCGCCUACAAACCACGGAGCUACCGUUUCGAAUGACACAACAGAUAUUGAGAUGGUACCAUGGUCCACGGAGGAGUCAAUGAAACCCCGUCACAGCCAGCCAGCAUUUCUCUCAACCGAUCCAUUGCCGAUGCUGAGCUCUCUCCAUCCAUCCCCGACCAUUGUCAUUCUCAUAUGGCAGAGAUUCAUUGACAGCAUUGACUCGCUCUUGAAAUUAUUCCACAUCCCAUCCCUCCAGAGACAGAUAGUCAACGCAAUCAGAGCAUUGGAUCGGGUGGAACCAUAUAUAGAAUGUCAGAUGUUUGCAAUCUACUAUUGCACUGUCGUCGACAUGCCAUCUGAUGACUGUCAGUAUAUUUUGGGCGAGAAAAAGGGAACCUUAGUUAGCAGGUAUCGGGCCGCUGUUGAAACUGCUCUAGCAAGGGUAGAUCUUUUGAACUCACCGAACAUUGCGAGUCUGCAGGCAUUCGUUCUAUAUCUUUCCUGUGCGGCGCGUGAUGAACAAGGGCCGGAUGCACAUACACUGAUAGGGGUGGCGAUCAGAAACGCAAUCCGACUCAAACUCCAUCACCAUGGAACGACUCUUGGCUACCUACCCUUCGAGGCAGAAAUGCGGCGACGUCUAUGGUGGCAGAUAUGUGUAAUAGAUGUCUGCAUGGCAGUGGAACAUGACACGGAACCAGUUAUCCUGGAGAAGUCAUUCAAUACUCCAUUUCCUUCUAAUGUGAAUGACUCGAUGCUGGAUCCUGAUAUGAAAGAACUUCCUGCUAGCCUGACCGGGAAAAGUGAGAUGCUCUUCACUUUGCUGCGGUUUGAGAUUUGCUAUUUUGCCCGCCAGAUAAUAUUUUCGGAAAAGUUCUGUCGCGAUAAUUUUUACGCGAUACUUUCAGCGACCGAAAAGUGCGAGGCUGUCGACGCGUUUCGGUCUCGGAUUGAGGCUCAAUAUUUGGUACAUUUCAAUACUAUCACUGCAUUCGCUGACAGGGUUGUUAUUGCGGUUAGAUCUGUACUAGACACGUUGAAACGGGUGCCUGACGGUUCUAGUACUCAUGGCAUCCAACUCGACUUGAGAGAAGUGUUUAGAGAUAUUCGCCAUCGGGAGUCAAAAUAA